CCAUCUUCCAGAUCAUGUGACCAAACGACCUUUGUACCGGUAGUGGUCUUCAAAUAGCUAACAUUAGCAGUUCACUUGUACUGUACAGAGAUCGCCUUUUCCUCUCACAUCAAGUACAAUAUCGACGUGCAUAGUAGGACAAAUACUGCUCUGCCAAGAGAUGACCCUCCAGUGAACUCCUUUGAUGUAACACUACCGAGGCAGGAAUCGCCGCUUUACAGCAUAUUCAUCAUAACAUCAAUAUCAUCAUCUGACUGGAGAGACACACCACCUUUUUUUUGAUUAAUCCACAUUCAACUCCCAAAGACCAGGUGGCUCUGGAGGAGGAAUCCGAGACGAAGGCAGCAAGGAGGAUCCACCCAGCGCCGGCGGACCAACCAUGACCUCCAACACUGACAAUCGUCAAGACGGCCCAGGUCCAGUUCUCUCCAGGAUAUCAGCGAGCACCUCUGAGGAGGAUGUUCUCUGUCCUACUCCACCUCUGCCCCCUGGACCUGAUUCUCAGUAUGAGAGAAUUGGAGGCCAAACAGGGACUUCGUUUUUACAGACCCUGAUCCACCUCCUGAAGGGGAACAUCGGUACAGGGCUGCUAGGCCUACCUCUGGCUGUCAGGAACGCAGGCCUUGUGUUAGGACCUCUGAGUCUGUUUGCCAUGGGGAUAAUAGCAGUCCACUGUAUGAACCUGCUUGUAAUGUGUUCCCACCACCUCAGUGUAAAGUUGAACAAGCCCUUUCUGGACUAUGGUGAUGCUGUGCAGUAUGGUAUGGAGAAUGUCUCGUGGCUGAGAAGGUACUCAAUAUGGGGGAGGCGGAUAGUUAACGUGUUUCUGAUCACCACCCAGCUGGGUUUCUGCUGUGUCUACUUCGUCUUCCUCAGUGACAACGUCAAACAGGUGGUGGAAGCUUCUAACGGGACAACCAUGAACUGCCAUAACAACCAGACGGCUGUGACCGUCCCCAGCUUUGACUCCCGUCUCUACAUGUUGUGUUUCCUGCCAGCCGUUAUACUCCUGGUGUUCACCCGCAACCUGAAGUACCUGGCACCCCUCUCUCUGGCAGCCAACCUGGCCAUGUGUGCUAGUCUGGUCCUCAUCUACUUCUUCUGCUUCACGAACAUCCCAAAUCGUAUCAGCCUGCCGAAGGUGGGUCAUGCCAAAGACUACCCUCUCUUCUUUGGAACGGCCAUCUUUGCUUUCGAGGGGAUAGGAGUGGUCCUGCCCCUGGAGAACAAGAUGCAGAAGCCUCAGAGUUUCAAUAUGGUUCUAUAUCUGGGAAUGGGCAUCGUCACCUUCCUCUAUAUCAGCUUGGGGACCAUAGGGUACAUCACCUUUGGAGAGGCCAUAGGGGGAAGUGUCACCCUUAACUUACCCAACUGCUGGAUGUAUCAGAUUGUAAAACUGCUCUACUGUUUCGGUAUCUACAUCACCUUUGCCCUUCAGUUCUACGUGCCAGCUGAGAUCCUGAUUCCUCCAGCGGUGUCCCGCGUCUCAGAGAGAUGGAAACUCCCGGUUGAUCUUCUGAUCCGCACUGCGCUCGUCUUCUUCACCUGUGUCCUGGCCAUAUUGAUCCCCCAGCUGGACCUGGUCAUCUCUUUAGUGGGGUCCAUCAGCAGCAGUUUCCUGGCUCUCAUCUUCCCUCCACUUCUCCAGAUCCUCACCUACCACAACGAAGGUCUGUCUCCCUGGGUCAUCGUCAAGAACACCCUGAUCUCUGUCAUCGGCUUCAUCGGCUUCAUCACCGGCACCUAUAUAUCCAUCACAGAGAUCAUCAAACGCAACGGCAGACAUGACAAUCUGGAUGUGACCUUCUUCCAGGUCCAGUGAGAGAUCUAGUGAGGAAGAGGAGGAUAUCUUGACAGUGGUUGGUCUGGCAAACAGUGGAGGCUGGUGGGUGGAGAAAUCUGAGGACAGGUUCAUUCUAGAAUGGAUGGUACCUUCCUUCGAUUUAAGGUGACACCAGCCUCCACUGCUGUCAAACAAUCAAACCCAGAAGUCCUCACCCUGGCUUCAGACAUGUUUUGUUUUUCUCACUUGCUCCAUUGUCCAUUGAUUACACAUUUAUUGAUAUUGUGGGUCUGCUUACUGUUGUGGUUAUUGGUCGCUGUGGAACAAUUAAUGGAAUAUAAGUGUAAAUCAACUAUUUUCUACAGUAGCUGUAUAGCCAAGUAGAGAACAUAUUCUUCUGACACGAGCGUCAUUCUCUCUGUGCCUCAUGAGCUUCGAUGUUUUUAAUUCUAAAUUUUAUUACAUACUUUUAUAUUUUGAACUAUGCUAUGCCGCAAGCGUACCUUCUAUCUUAUAUGUUUUAUUAUUUUUAUGUUGAAUAAUUUAACCAAAUCAUUGAAUAUUGAGCAAUCGCAUUCUCGUAACAUUUCUUGUUAAAACAUCCUGGGAGUGGUUUAAAGUUGUUUAAGUGAUCAAAUUAAGAAAUAAGGCACUUGUGUGCUGGUUACCAAUGUAAUUAGAGCAGUAAAAAUACAUUUUUGUCAUACCCGUGGUAUACGGUCUGAUAUACCACGGCUUUCAGCCAGUCAGCAUUCGGCGCUCGAACCACCGAGUUAACUGUUAUUUAAAUGAUAUUAUUAAGUGCCAUUUUUGAAUGAUAUCUUCAUUCUAUAGGCCUUACAAAAGAGGAAGAUGUGUGUUUUAACCACAGCGUGAUUAGACUAUUUCCAAUAGAAUGGUAAAUGAGUGACCGUGUUUAAUAAGACUCAGAACACAACAACCUGUAGUCUGAUGAUCACCGUCGUCAUUACUGCUGUACAUGUAGCUAUGACAAUGACCGUUGAAUACCGUUUACUGAUUGACUACAUUUAGAGACAAGAUGAAAUAGUUGAAAGUUCACUUUUUUUGUUUUUAAAAGGUAAAGCUUCAUUUACAUUUUUAAGGCAAGCUGACUAGAUCACCUACUGUAAUAUUGAUGAACUUGAGGGACUGUAAAGAGAAAAUACAAAACAAUGUGUAUUAUUGUAGAGCUAAUACCAUUUUGUUAUUUCUCAGUUGAUGUUAUUUAUGUUGGCAUUUUCAUUUCUUACAUUUGUCUCAAGUUGGACACUGGAUUUAUUCAUCUUACUAUUUUUCCAGAUAUCACAACUAUUUCAUUUGUUUUAUCACUUGUCUCGGUUGUACCAACGGUUUGAGUUUUUAGACUGAGUGGGCCCAGAUUAGACUGGGUUGGGCUGAGUGGGCCCAGAUUAGACUGGGUUGGGCUGAGUGGGCCCAGAUUAGACUGGGUUGGGCUGAGUGGGCCCAGAUUACAGUGGGUUGGGCUGAGUGGGCCCAGAUUACAGUGGGUUGGACUGAGUGGGCCCAGAUUACAGUGGGUUGGACUGAGUGGGCCCAGAUUACAGUGGGUUGGACUGAGUAGGCCCAGAUUACAGUGGGUUGGACUGAGUAGGCCCAGAUUACAGUGGGUUGGACUGAGUAGGCCCAGAUUAACAGUGGGUUGGAUAUCAUGGUGAUGUCACAUGGCAUUGGGAGAACUUAACUGAUAGUUGCUCUCUUCGACUAGCCUUGAGUAAUGGCAGGUUUGAACUAUUGUUGAGUUUGCACUUUAUUGUUGCUGAAAUAUAGUAUUCUGAAUUUCCCAUGAGAAAAUACUGCUGAACAUUUUGUAAGGGGUCUUUUUUCGUGAUCUUGAACAUGUAAAAAAAAAAAAAAAUUUUUUAUUUCAUUACAGUCUAAAUGGGGAAAAAGUUAACAAUUCUGGAAGUUAUACUAGCUUUGAAUAAUGGCAGGUUUGAACUAUUGUUGAGUUGGCACUUUAUUGUAAAUCAAAUAUAGUAUUCUGAAUUUCCCGUGAGAAAUACUGCUGAACAUUUAAUAAGGGGUCUUUUUGUCGUGAUCAUGAACAUGUCAUUUAUUUUUUUUAUCGUUUUUUUUAUUUCAUUACAGCCUAAAUGAAAGAAAUUCUCACUUCUGGAAAUUAUACGUAUGCAUUUUUGUUGCUUGUUGUGGUGUUGACGGAAAUUCUGAUGUUUACAUAAAAAUUGUACUCAUCAUACGGUUACGUCCCAAAUGGCAGCCUAUUGCCUUCUUAGUGCACUACUGUUGAGCAGAGUCCUAUGGGCCCUUGUCAAAUGUAGUGCACUAUAAUAGGGAAUAGGGUGGCAUUUGGGAUGUAGUCAGUCUCGUUCACUAGUCUGAUGUCUCUCUAGAAAUUAAUUACAAGGUGAUGACUUGGAGGUUACCCAUCAUAUAGAACUCACUUAAAGAUCCUCUCCGGUACUUUUGCGUACUUGUUAGCCAGUAGUUCUGGACAAAAGUAGGCCCCCGAAAGUGGUGUACUACGGCGUAUGUCCACCACAUCAUUGCUCUCGCUCCCUCACUCUACUGUGUGUGUCUUGAUAGCUGUCACUCAAAUGGCAAGGGGCUGAAACUCUAAUUGCUACGGGGCUGGCCCACGUGGAGGUAAAUGUAGGGAAAAUGGCGCUGCAUAGGUUCCAGAAAACAGUCGCUUUCAAGCUAGGGAUUUUAUUUUUAAUAGAGAUAAAACAGUAAUUCUGCUCAUAGAUGAUGCAUGUAUGAACUACACAUUGACACAUCCAGCCCAAGUGGGAGUAGAAAAAAAAUAAAGUACUAUUCGCCAAAGUACCG
Salvelinus namaycush (lake trout) is the source of this 4594-nucleotide messenger RNA. RefSeq names its product proton-coupled amino acid transporter 1-like. Lineage: Eukaryota; Metazoa; Chordata; Actinopteri; Salmoniformes; Salmonidae. Gene Ontology annotation, molecular function: L-proline transmembrane transporter activity; glycine transmembrane transporter activity; L-alanine transmembrane transporter activity. The transcript is spliced from 13 exons. Gene Ontology annotation, cellular component: vacuolar membrane. Bases 380 to 1822 code for a protein of 480 amino acids. The record is from RefSeq and is a predicted model, not a curated record. Gene Ontology annotation, biological process: glycine transport; proline transmembrane transport; L-alanine transport.